Chenopodium quinoa (quinoa) is the source of this 1567-nucleotide messenger RNA. Its product is annotated as peroxisomal nicotinamide adenine dinucleotide carrier-like. The record is from RefSeq and is a predicted model, not a curated record. Gene Ontology annotation, biological process: nucleotide transport; transmembrane transport. NCBI's taxonomy places the organism in Eukaryota, Viridiplantae, Streptophyta, Magnoliopsida, Caryophyllales, Amaranthaceae. Bases 167 to 1267 code for a protein of 366 amino acids. The transcript is spliced from 12 exons.
GAGUAAAUAGUGAGUAAUUUUUGACUGUUAAAGAAAAUGUUAUCCACUUGUUUAGGAGUUGUUCUUAACUUCUUACAUUGCUCUUUUGCGGAAAAUAAUAUUGACGCACUGAUUCUCCGAGAUUAAUGCAGUGCUUCUUCUUGUGACGCGCUGAUCAGGAGAAGGCAUGUCGAGCGCUUUAGCUAAUGGACUUGCAGGAGCGGGAGGUGGUUUAAUUGCUCAGAUUUUAACAUACCCUCUUCAAACGGUUAACACACGCCAGCAAACUGAGAGAGUUGUCAAGAAAGGGCUUGAUGUUGGCCAUGGAACCUCUCCCUCUGGAAAUCAGCGUCCUGGAGGCACACUUGUCCAAUUGCUUCAGGUUAUUAAAACUGAGGGUUGGGGUGGACUUUACAGUGGCCUGAAGCCUUCCCUAUUUGGAACUAUUGCUUCACAGGGUGUUUAUUAUUACUUCUACCAAGUUUUCAAGAACAAGGCCGAGUCAAUUGCAGCAGCACGCAAGGUGAAAGGGUUGGGUGAUGGAAAUGUUGGAAUGAUUUCAUGGCUUGCUGUUGCAGCUAUGGCUGGAUGCUUGAAUGUUUUGCUGACAAAUCCAAUGUGGGUACUCGUCACUCGCAUGCAGACACAAACCCAAGCAGAAAGAAACAUAAUGGAGAGAAAAAGGGAUGCCCUUUUGAAGGAAGCUUCUGAAAACAGUGCGACAGCAUCCACCUUGCUAGUAAAGUUAGCUGAACUUGAAUCGUCAAAACCGAAACCAUAUGGAACGCUGCAAGCUGCAGGUGAGGUUUACAGUGAAGCAGGAAUUCGAGGAUUUUGGAAGGGCCUUAUUCCUACUCUGAUAAUGGUUUGCAACCCAUCAAUCCAAUUCAUGAUUUAUGAAACUUCACUAAGGUCUCUCAAAGAAAAACGAGCAACUAACAAGCAUGGAGUGAAGCAAAUAACGGCUUUGGAGGUUUUCUUUCUUGGUGCUGUGGCUAAACUCGGUGCAACUGUUACAACAUAUCCGUUGCUGGUAGUCAAGUCAAGACUACAGGCAAAACAAGAUAUUGGCAGUAAUGUCUCACUAAGAUACUCAGGUACACUGGAUGCAAUUGUAAAAAUGAUCCGGUAUGAAGGAUUACUGGGAUUUUAUAAAGGGAUGAGCACGAAGAUUGUGCAGAGUGUUUUCGCUGCCUCUGUACUUUUCACGGUGAAGGAAGAGCUUGUCAAGGCUUUUACGAUUCUAACAUAUAAGAGCCGCAAGAUCAGACUCAAUGCACUAAGAUGAUUCCACUGGCAAUGGCAUUGCAAUGAAACUUUUUUUUUUUUUUUUUUUUUUUUUUUUUUUUUAUCCCUGGACAUCAGAACUCUUUGAAACUUGAAAAUAGGAAAUUAAUAUUGAUGUACAUAAUUUUUAAAUUUGAAAUUAUUUGGAAAAAAUGAUGGAAAAUGAAGAAAUUUGUCAGGUUAUUUUUAUUUAAGCAUAUAGACAGAAAAGUAUCAUUCUUCACGUGUCUCUACAAUGAUUUUAUCAAUUUAUUAUGCACUCUUUCCCACACACACACACAAAAAAAAAAAAAAAAAAAAA